AGUGGGCGGAUGUAAUGAUUUCGAUGGGAAGAAAUAAUAUUCAGCAUCGAAGGAAUAACAACUGAAAUCAUCCCGUCCUGCAGCAUGCACCUAUGUGAAUGUGGAGAAUGACCAGCAAUGUCCAAGUUGAACAUUCCACCCUUUGUGCCUGCCCGGACUGUGCUGGAAGGCCUCGAGUCAGAGGAUGCGUGUGAAGACAAGAAAGCUGUAAAAAAGGAGAUCCAUAGCAAAAAGGGAGCCAAAAAGGACAAAAUGGAAGAGGAGAAUACAGACCUGCUCAGACUUUGCCACACAGUACCGCUGGAGGUGGUGAACUUAGGUGGGAAAGGUUACGAUCCAGAGAAGAAAGACUACUCAGGUUUUGAGGCCUGGUUGCAGUGUUACUAUGUGGAUGGAAUGAAGUCUGUACGCGACCACAAUGGCAGGACUAUGUGGUUCAAAGGCGAUCCAGGUCCUAUGGCUCCUAAAGAAUCAAAGUCUCCUAAGGCCAAAAAGAGAAAAGAUACAGAUGCAGACCAUGAUUACCCCCGCAAGAAAAAGGUGUCCAGGAAACACAACUCUGACAGCACAGUGAAGAAAAAAGCAGCCAAAAAGCCCACAAAAGCAGCAAAGGAAGAAGAAAAUGGACCUCAAGAAGAAGCCACACCCAGAAGAAGAUCAGCAAACACACCUCAGCAAGAACCGAAAUCCACGUCAGGCAGGAGGAAAAAGAACAAUACAGAGCCAGCUGCAGGUCUGAUUCUAAUAAUACUCCCAUUUUCUGAAAAUAUUAAGAGCCUGAUCUUUGAGGAUCCAAUUCCCACACACUUAUCUGUGUGCGCAAACUAUACAAUUGCAUGUACUGUUGGUGGGCGUGUUGUAUGUGAUCUACUUUGUGCAAUUGAUAGCUGCAAAAGUGGCACAGAUCACCCUAUUUUUGUGUACUAGAAGCAUUAUGUGCCCUUGGAAACACUUCUUUCCCUCUACAUUCAUGUUAUUAUGCUCUCCACACUGGAGGGGGGCUUAUAUUAGAUUAUAGCACAUAUCGAUCAUCUAACACCUUUUCUGCAAUAUAGAAUCACAGUAUGUAUACUAUUUGCAGCAGGAAUGAUCAAACUGCAUAUUGCAAGACAUUUUUUUUAGGAGUUAUACUAAAUACAAAAAAAAAAAACGCAACGCUUUUGUUCUUGUUCCCAAUUUAAAUGAACUCAAAGAUCGAAAACUUUGACUAUAAACACAAAAUACCUGUUCCUCUCAAAUAUUGUUCACAAAUCUGUAUACAUUUGUUAGUGAGCAUUUUUUCUUUGCCAAGAUAAUCCAUCCCACCUGACAGGUGUGCCUUGAGCUGUCCAAAAUAAAAGGCCACUGUGAAAUGUGCAGUUUUAUCACACAACACAAUGCUUCAGAUGUCGCAAGUUUUGAGGGAGCGUGCAGUAGGCAUGCUGACUGCAGCAAUGUCCACCAGAGCUGUUGCCCGUCAAUUAAAUGUUUAUUUCUCCGCCAUAAGAAUAGAAUAGAAUAGAAAGUACUUUAUUGAUCCCUGGGGGAAAUUCAGCACCACAGUUCGCUCACAAUAAACAAUGAUAAUAAUAAAUAAUAUAAUAUAUAUGAAUAAUAUAAAUAUAUUCUACAUUUAAGUGCAGUCAAGGAACAUAUGCAUUAUACAGUCUGAUGGCUGUCGGUGUGAAGGACCUCCUGUGUCGUUCCGUGUUGCAUUUUGGGAGUCUGAGCCUUCCACUGAAGGUGCUCAUUCUCUCUGCAAGGUCCGAGUGUAGUGGGUGGGAGGUGUUGUCCAUAAUGGCUAGGAGUUUUGCUAGACUUCUCUCUGACACCACCGCCAGAGAGUCCAGCUCCACUCCCAUCUUGUUACUGGCCUUCUCUACCAACUUGUCCAGUCUGUAUGUGUCCCUCACUCUCAGCCCACUGCCCCAGCAGGCCACGGCGUACAAGAGGGCGCCUGCCACCAGCGACUCGUAGAACAUCUUCAACAUCUUUGUACAGACGUUGAAGGAUCCUAGCCUCCAAAGGAAAUAUAGAUUCGGCUCUGUCCCUUCUUGUAGAGGGCCUCAGCGUGUUUUGACCCAUUCAGCUUGUUGUCCAUGUGUACUCCGAGGUAUUUAUAAUCCUCUACCAUGUCCACAUCCACCCCUUUGAUGGAAACAGGGGUCGCCAGAGUACUCCUCCUCCUUCCCAGGUCCACAACCAGCUCCUUGGUCUUCGUAACAUUGAGCUGGAGGUGGUUCUUUCCACACCAUGUGACAAAGUCCUCCACCAGUGUCCUGUAUUCCUCGUCAUCACCUUCCUCAAUACACCCCACUAUCGCAGAGUCAUCAGAAAACUUCUGAAGGUGGCAGGACUCUGAUUGAUAGUGGAAAUGGGUGGUGUAAAUGGUGUAGAGGAAGGGGGAAGAGUACUGUAGCCUCCGGGGCCCCGGUGUUGCUGACCAGCCUGUCAGACACACAGUCCUGCAGUCGCAUAUACUGUGGUCUGUCAGUCAGGUAAUCUACAACCCAGGACACCAAGGGGGCCUCCACCUGCAUCUUCUCCAUCUUCACACCCAGUAGCCCAGGCCGUUUAGUAUAAGCCGCCUCCAACGGUGUUUCAGAGAAUUUGGCAAUACAUCCAACUGGCCUCACAGCCGCAGACCAUAUUGAUUGGCUGAGACCUGCCACCCGGACAGCUGCUACAACAAUUGGUUUGCUUAACCAUAGCAUUUCUGCACAAACUGUAAGAAACUACCAUGAAUUGAUUAACGUGGACCCCGACUUAAACAAGUUGAAAAACAUAUUGGGGUGUUACCAAUUAGUGGUCAAUUGUACGGAAUAUGUACUGAACUGUGCAAUCUACUAAUAAAAGUAUCAAUCAAUCAAUCUGUCUCAAGAAAGCUCAUCUGCAUGCUCGUGGUCCUCAUCGGGGUCUCGACCUAACUGCAGUUUGUCUUCUUAACCAACUUGAGUGGGCAAAUGCUCACACUCAAUGGCGUCUGGCACAAUACAGAGGUUUUGGUAUGUUAUUAUUGACAGCGAAACCACGUGCAUUUUAUUGAUGGCAUUUUCCAUGCGCAGAGAUACCGUCACGAGACCCUGAGCCCCAUUGUUGUACUAAUCACCCGAGGCCAUCACCUUUAUAAAUAACAUUUACUAACUCAUGUUGCAAGGAUCUGGAAGCUAAAAACAUCCCAGUUCUUGCAUGGCCAGCAUACUCACCGGACAUGUCACCCAGUAAGUAAUUUUUGAGAGGAAUAUAUAUUUUCUGUAUAGUAAAAGUUUCAGAUCUUUAAGUUCAAUUCAUGAUAAAUGGGAGCAAAAACAAAAGUGUUGCGUUUAUAUAUUUGUUCAAUACCAUAUUUUUCGGAGUAUAAGUCGCACCUGCCGAAAAUGCAUAAUAAAGAAGGAAAAAAAACAUACAAGUCGCA
Messenger RNA from Nerophis ophidion (straightnose pipefish), 3394 nucleotides. RefSeq names its product endonuclease 8-like 1. NCBI's taxonomy places the organism in Eukaryota, Metazoa, Chordata, Actinopteri, Syngnathiformes, Syngnathidae. The record is from RefSeq and is a predicted model, not a curated record. The transcript is spliced from 8 exons. Gene Ontology annotation, cellular component: nucleus. Gene Ontology annotation, molecular function: DNA N-glycosylase activity; DNA-(apurinic or apyrimidinic site) endonuclease activity. Gene Ontology annotation, biological process: base-excision repair. Bases 118 to 927 code for a protein of 269 amino acids.